Molecule: messenger RNA, 247 nt
Organism: Scutellospora calospora
Lineage: Eukaryota; Fungi; Glomeromycota; Glomeromycetes; Diversisporales; Gigasporaceae
Source: the annotation of a GenBank genome assembly
CUUAUCAUAUGAGGAAAACUUAUCUUAAUAGUCAAAUAAAUGCUAAUAUUCAAGAAUUAGAUCAUAAAGAAAUACUACUUAUAGUGGAUUAUAAAAUGUGCAUUAAUCCUCAAAGUGUAUAUGAAACAAAACCUGAGUUUUAUGAAAAAUAUAGUUUUACAUUGUAUUCAGUACUAAUAUAUACUAAGAAUGAAGAUAAUACUAUAUUUAAUAUUUCUACUUUUAAUUACUGGUCAAAUGAUAUUAG